This is a messenger RNA of Mizuhopecten yessoensis (Yesso scallop), 1640 nucleotides long. Its product is annotated as acyl-coenzyme A amino acid N-acyltransferase 1-like. Bases 13 to 1296 code for a protein of 427 amino acids. NCBI's taxonomy places the organism in Eukaryota, Metazoa, Mollusca, Bivalvia, Pectinida, Pectinidae. The transcript has 8 exons. Gene Ontology annotation, molecular function: fatty acyl-CoA hydrolase activity. The record is from RefSeq and is a predicted model, not a curated record. Gene Ontology annotation, biological process: fatty acid metabolic process; acyl-CoA metabolic process.
UAAGGAGCCGACAUGGCGGGGAAUGUUGUGAUAUCGGCUUCCCCAAAGGAGGUUUUGGUGGACGAAACUUUUAUUCUCCGUGUAACUGGACUAGGUCCGGAACAGAGAGUGACCAUCCGCUCCGUGGUGGCUGAGGACGGUAUGAAGUUCAGCGCAUGCGGUUGUUACGUAGCAGACAGUGAUGGCUGUAUCGAUGUCAGUGUCCAGCCUUCCUUAUCCGGUACCUACACAGGAGUUGACCAGAUGGGACUUGUGUGGAGUAUGUGCCAGAUUCCAGGUCAGCGGCCGGGGCUACGUCUCUUUAAGAAGGACGUGACGACCCAACAAGUGCUGAAGUUUGAAGUCUACACCGAACAUCGGACUUUCGAUCACCUUCACGAGGUUUCAGUUUUGCCUCUGUCUAUGACUAAGGUGUUCCGGUGGUACAUGAGCAAGGACGUGAAGCGACUUCCGGUGGAGGUGGGAAAUAUAAGGGGCAUGCUGUUUAUACCGCCAGGCCCUGGACCAUUUCCGGGGGUGCUUGAUCUAUUCGGCUCAGCGGGCGGGCUCCUUGAAUUCCGCGCCUCCCUCUUGGCCUCCAGGGGCUUUGUCGUGCUGGCCCUGGCUUUCUUUGGUUAUAAAGACCUGCCCAAUCAUUUUACAGAGGUCAAGAACCUCGACUACUUUAAGGAAGGCGCCCAGUAUCUGAAUGACCACCCCAGUGUCCAGCCUGGGGGAAUAGGAAUCAUCGCUGUGUCUAAAGGGGCUGAAAUAGCACAACUGAUUGCUAUGCAUUGUCCACUGGUGAAGGCGGUGGUCAGCAUAAACGGUAUACCAUACGUCACACUCCUUCCAUACGAACACGGUGAUGACGUCAUUCCGGUCGUGUCUGAGUAUGAUAUCUAUGGCGGUAUAUUCUCUGACGAAGGACUAGUGACGAAAUUCUGCUACAUUUUGGAUCCUGCUGGGCUAUUUGAGCUGUGGAAAACAGAUGUAAAGCUACUGAGUAUAUGCAGUGGCGAUGAUUGUACCGUCCCCCCAGAAUUACAACAACUCCAAUACGACAGCUACCCAGCAAACAAGAAACAGAAUAUUGAACUGGUCGUGUACCACGGAGCCGGACAUUUAGUAGAACCACCCUACUCGCCGUUUUGUAGGACAUCUCUCCACAAAAUCAUGGGAACAAACGUGGUAUGGGGUGGAAACGCACCUGAUCACGCUUACGCACAAGAAGAUUCCUGGAAACGGAUAUUAAACUUUUUAAGGACAAACCUUGAGAAACAUUCCAAGAAUGUGCACCUGUCCAGUCGUCUGUGACCACAAAUUAUCUGUGAUAGACCUAACACCAUGGGAAGGCAUGAAAUAAUAUCAAUUUAUUGACUCAGGUGCAAUUUGCUGUGGCUGUGAUUCUUUAAAUUAAAGUUUUGUCGACAUGUACGAUUCAAAAUUUCACUAUGAAUAAUGGACACUUUUCGUUAGGAUUUUACUGUUAUACGCUGCUUACUUUAGAUACUCUACAGUAACUAGGAAAUAUUACCGUGUCAUAAACACAGACAGACAGCAGGUAAACAACAAUGCAGUCAGUGCUUAAAAGUAAUGUUUUUUUCCGUUUUCACUUGAUUAUCAUGUAAUAAACCAGCUAUUUAGUGCUUUCCAUAAAA